GUGUCGCCUGUGUUGACACACACUUGUUCUCUCACUAGGGCGGAGAUUUGUGCAUUUUACGAGUCAAAAAUCUGCUAAAUAAUCGCUUUAUUUAAUAGAUAGGAAUACAUAGGAAAGGAUUAUUGUUUGGUAUUAAAUGCAAGUAUGGGUUGCUGCCUGACUGUUGGACCAAAUGAAGCGCUCGUUGUGUCAGGUGCCUGUUGUGGGUCAGAUGCAAAGACGUAUGUGGUGGGAGGCUGGGCGUGGGCAUGGUGGCUUAUAUCAGACACACAGAGAAUUACACUAGAGAUUAUGACACUACAGCCUAAGUGUGAAGACGUGGAGACAGCGGAGGGAGUCGCUAUUACAGUUACAGGAGUUGCUCAAGUCAAGGUCAUGACUGACAAAGACUUGCUGGCUGUUGCCUGUGAGCAGUUUCUGGGAAAGUCUGUCAUGGAAAUCAAGGCUGUGGUCCUGCAAACCCUAGAGGGACAUUUGCGUUCUAUCUUAGGCACUUUGACAGUGGAGCAGAUCUACCAGGACAGAGAUGAGUUUGCUCGGCUGGUGAGGGAGGUGGCAGCUCCUGAUGUGGGCCGGAUGGGCAUUGAAAUCCUCAGCUUCACUAUAAAAAAAGUGCUGAUUGCUCAGGCCGAGUCAGAGAAGAUCAGGAAGAUCGGAGAGGCAGAGGCCAUCUCUAUCUCAUCUGUGGGGAAGGCUGAAGCCGAGAGAAUGAGGCUGAAGGCAGAGGCCUACCAGCAGUACGGAGAGGCCGCCAAGACUGCACUCGUCCUAGAAGCGCUGCCCAAGAUUGCUGGAAAGGUAGCGGCUCCUCUGGCCAGGACCAAUGAGAUUGUUAUUCUGAGUGGGGACGGAAGCCGCGUGACCGGGGAGGUGAACCGUCUCCUCGCUGAGCUGCCCGUGUCUAUUAAUGCACUCACGGGUGUGGACCUGUCCAAGAUGCCUCUGUUGCAGAAGAUGACAGGUGCUCAAGCAUGAAGUCAAUCAAUGUCUCCUUCAUGAUGUGUUGUAUGCACUCACAGAAACUGCCUUUAGAAGAUUUUUUUUUUAAUUAAAAAACAAAACAAAACAAAAAACAAGUAGAUUUUUGAUACCUCUGGUGCCUUAAAGUUUCAUAGGACCAGAAUUUGUGCAUGCACUGCUGCUCCCACAUUCUGCAAUUUAUUUUUAAAUCACUUGCCGCUGGAGUCAUUGUUCAUCACAUACGUCAGAGACCAUUAGAACAACCAGUAUUGAUUUUUGUUUUGUUUUGUUAUAUAUUUUUGUAGUGUCAGCAUACAAAAACUCAACCCAUCACACUUUAUUCUUUACUAUUUUAUACACUUUAUUUUCAUCUCAACACUACACAGACACUUUAACACUCAAUGGUGAGUCAGCUUUAGAUUACGAUCAAAUCUUUUUAUCCAUCCAAAGUCAAGCAUUACUUCUUCAUUCAUGUUAAGUCAUGUUUCUAACUAAAAAGAGGCGACUUUACCUUACAGAUCCUGCCAUGAUUUGUAACAUUCAGGAAGACCGCCAUUGCUGUAGAGUAGCGAGUAGCAUUCAGUAUACUAAGCUCUUGGGCAAAAGCAUUGGCUUACGGGUAAAUAUCAGUGUCAUAUUAGGUAGAAUCAAGCCAAGUGCUCCUCUUCUUUUUAAAUGUUGCCGACACAUAAACAAACAUGGCCUUUAUAAACCGAUCCAUCUUCUGAAUUAUCGUGUAAGUCACCUGAGCUCAACAAUAGUUCAGAUCACUUUUCUUUUGCCUGUAGAUUUUUAAGAUCUUUGGAUUGUAUGUGUGCUUUGUUUUGUUUAUAUUAUUGAAGAAAAUUCGUUUUUAAAAGAAAUUUAGUUUUGGAGAGAUUUAGCAAACUCGUGUCUGGAUAUCCAACCAAUCUGAUGCUGUUAAUAUAGUUUCAUGACAACAGAGUUGAGCCAUUUUUAAGACAGUUUUGUAUAGUUGUAUGACAGCCAUGCCUAACAAAAUCUUUCUAAAUAUUAACACGAGUUAGAUACUGUAAUAUGUGUCAUGAGAUGAAUUUAAAAAUCACCCUUUAUGGACAAUAAUAUUCUGUUCUGUAGUGGUUUAUCUAGAUUGUGUAUUCUUUUGUCACUGUGAAAGUUGUAUUACCUCAUUUUCCUCAUUCGGUUCAGAGCGAGUGGCGGUUUGCAGUAGCGUUUGACAUGUUUGUACGUUUAUUCUGCUGGGUUCAGUAGUGCUGUGAAGGGGCAAAGUCACUUUUCCUUUUUUUAGUUGUCAUGCUAAUGAAAACACCAAAUGAUAAAGCCAAGCGAUCACACUCCUCUUUCCGAGAUUUUAUUCAUAGUUUUUUUUAUCUGCUUAAUGUCCAUUUUGUUUAAUAAAAUCUUUGUAAAACUGAUUUAUUGUUUAUUUUGUUUUAGUAUGAGUAAAAUGCCCCUGACACUUCUGUUUUCUCAUAGAAACAGAUUCAACAGUCAUUUUAUUUAUUAAUAUUAUUUUAUUAUUAUAUUUUUUAAAACACUCAUUUUUAUGUUUGAUUAAUUCAGAACUAUUAAAGCCAUGUCGUGGCAGGUUUAGAGCAUCAUAGACUGGUUAUGUGCAUUUGUAUGCAAUGUACUAUAUUGUGUAUUGGACAAACAUUAUAGGAAAUUGUAUGGCAGGAUAAAGCUCAGAUGCGCUUUUCCUGUAGUGGGACACAAGAUACACAAAUUAACCCCAAAUAUGCCAUUGAUAUGGGGAUUAUUUGGUAGUUUUAUACAUACUCUUUACACAGAAUUAACUGAGCAUGUUUAUGGUGCAUGUAUUUCCAAAUGUAAUAAAUGUCAUGUGACCCUGUUUCUCUCGAUGUUCUUUCAUUCCAUUAAAGUGCUCAU
Molecule: messenger RNA, 2832 nt
Organism: Sinocyclocheilus grahami
Lineage: Eukaryota; Metazoa; Chordata; Actinopteri; Cypriniformes; Cyprinidae
Product: flotillin-2-like
Exons: 8
Coding region: 145-975 (276 amino acids)
Biological process (GO): protein localization to plasma membrane; regulation of myoblast differentiation
Cellular component (GO): plasma membrane; flotillin complex; cytoplasmic vesicle
Molecular function (GO): protease binding
Source: RefSeq, a predicted model, not a curated record